Centropristis striata (black sea bass) is the source of this 1284-nucleotide messenger RNA. RefSeq names its product G-protein coupled receptor 4-like. Gene Ontology annotation, molecular function: G protein-coupled receptor activity. The record is from RefSeq and is a predicted model, not a curated record. Gene Ontology annotation, biological process: phospholipase C-activating G protein-coupled receptor signaling pathway; positive regulation of Rho protein signal transduction. The coding region runs from base 1 to 1284 and encodes 427 amino acids. The transcript is spliced from 4 exons. Lineage: Eukaryota; Metazoa; Chordata; Actinopteri; Perciformes; Serranidae. Gene Ontology annotation, cellular component: membrane.
AUGGACAACACUUCACAGGACAACGGCCUCAACGACACAACCAGCAACUACACUGACAUCAGCAACUACACUUACAUCAGCAACUACUUCAACUACAGCAACUACUUCAACUUCCCUGACUACAGCUCCGACUACUUCAACUUCUUCAACUACACCUACUACGACGACAACAGCAACAACAAUGACUACUACAACAACAGCAACAACACUGACUACUACGACUACAGCAACAACACUGACAACUAUCACUACUUUAAAUAUUCUUCCUUCUUUGGCGGUCCCAGUGUUGAUGAAGUUGGAUUCAUCCAGUUUGUGGUGACAUGUCUAGUCAUUUGUCUCGGCCUUCCUUUGACCCUCGGGGCCAUCUAUGGUCUUUUCUCUCUGGUGAGAAAUGGUGAAGUUGCUCCGAUCUACGUCAUCAACCUUCUCAUCUCUGACAUCAUUCAGUUCUGCUGCAUGAUCGCUGAGGUGGCACAGCCUAAGGACAUGUACUUGUUCCAUUCUGACUACUGGGAGAUAUUUCGGGUCUUUUACUGUAUUUACAUCUACAGUCUGAUGGCCAGUAUUGGCUUCAUGGUGUGCAUCGCUCUGGAAAGGUAUUUGGUCAUCGUCCACCCACUGUGGUACCGCUUCAGACGAACCAUCAAGUCCUCUGUGCUGGUCUGUGUCCUGGUCUGGAUCCUUCCUGUUGUCCCUGUCCUCACUGAGUUUUAUAUUUACAGUGUCUACAUAGUCAUUUCCACCAUCUUUUACCUCCUUCCUCUCCCGCUGAUCUUAUUCUUCCUGAUUGCGACCCUCAAAGCCCUGUAUGCUUCCAUCUCGGUCCCGACUGACGAAAAACGACGAAUUGCAGGAAUGUUGAUCCUGGUGCUGCUGAUUUACAUGCUGCUGUUUCUGCCAGCCAUACUUAUGAGUGUGUCCUGGUACGCUUUAAUUACCAACCCAAAUGCAGACAACAACCCACAUCUUGACCUUCUCCAUGAACUGGUUCCUGUGUUUGUUAAGUUGAGUCCUCUGGCAGACUUAGUUCUGUAUAUGUUGAUGAGGAAAGGGACCAUACGCCAGCUUUCAGACUGUUUGUGUCGCUGCAGAACAGACAGCAAUGAAAUCAGCUCUGUAACUGUGAACAUGUCUGGAGAGAGAGAUGGAGAGAGAGAAGGGGAGAAAGAUGAAGAGUGCUGGAAAGAGAGAGAUCGGGAAAGAGAUGGAGAGAAUGAAGCAAAAUUACACUCUCCAUUAAAAAGACAGCAACAGACCCUCAUGCAGCAGAACCCAGUCAACUGA